Molecule: messenger RNA, 963 nt
Organism: Cercospora beticola
Lineage: Eukaryota; Fungi; Ascomycota; Dothideomycetes; Mycosphaerellales; Mycosphaerellaceae
Source: RefSeq, a predicted model, not a curated record
AUGUUGGCGUCGCCAGAGAUGUUCAAGGUACUGCGAGGACUGCGAUACCGCAGUGCUGCCAUGGCUGAGGUAGUGGGCUCGUACGUCACAUGCAUCGUUCGCACACACGACAAUGUGUACGGUGCAGCUCGUGAGAUACUUGUGCUGGAAAAAGUUAACGACUGCCGCAGAUUGAAAGUCUACAUCCGCGAUUUCGUGUCGGAUGUGCAGCAACCGAUUAUCCAGAUCAACGGGUAUGGCUUCCAGCGAGAGCUGGAUCUCAGCAAAGCUCUUGCCAUUGCUAUGCGCUAUGCAUCUUCUGGUCUCCAUGCAAUCGAGUUCAUUGGCUGCCCAUCGAUCAAUCUGGAUCUUCUGAAAGCUCUUCCCCAGCUUUUACCUGGGCUGCAGACCGUUACAGUCCACGACUGUGCCAACUUCGACUUGGAAUGGGCAAUAAAUGCCAAGGAAGACGCUCCUGACGAUCUUCCAUUCACCGUCGAUGUUGAAUUUUCGCUUCCCGAACACUCUCCUCCGUGGACUUUCGUUGACGACAGCGAGUGCAGAGAUCUGUACACCCGGUGUUUGGAAGCACGUCCGCUCAUAGGCAUGGUCCAAUGGGUUCACAACGUGGCGAUGUUGGGCGGUAUAUUGAGACGACAACCAACCAUCCAGCACUGCAUAAUGCAGUGGUUUAACCUGUCAGAGAAGCGCACCGGUCGUGAUGUCCCCAAACUUGUGCUGGAACAUGCUCUGAGAAUAUCCGACCUGAGAGAAGCCCUAAGCGGCACCAAAGACAAAACGGGCAAGGUCGUCGAAGGCAAGGCGCUGAAGAAUUUCAAGCGACAGCAUGUACUGCAUGCACUUGGACGACUUGCCCGGAGAUUACAACGCCAUGCUCGACUGCGCGACGCGUCUGCGCCCGGGAGUCUGUGCUCAAGUUCAACGACAAUGAUGAGAAUGACGAUGAUGCUAGUCUUGUCGUAG